GUGUACAAACCAACGUUUGUAUGCUUUGUCAUUUUCUGUAGGGCACACAGAAAACAAAUUAAUUAAAAAACAAAGGGUUUCCCCAACCUGGAUAGGUAAAUUGUUCCUGUGUUAUUGGAUGGAUGAGGACAAAGAAGAGCUUUCUAAUGUUUAAUACAUUGUCCAUCGUUAUUUAUUCAUCUUUAUAUUCGUCAUUGUAGCGUGUAUAUGAACUGUGGACUCAAUUAUAUUAACACUCUUGUUUUUUUUGUUUUUUUUUACACUCUCUUUCCCUUUCUCUCUCUCUAUCCCUCCAUAUGUCUUCUAUUUUCCCCACGGCUUUGUCUAUUUGCCCUCAUGUUCUCCGCGCAUGUGUUCUUCAGAGCAUCCAGUGAUUAUUUUCACUAACACCAUAUGUUCCCACAGUAUUUACUGUGAAUUUUUACAAUUUCAUGACCUACAUUUCUAGGUUAAGGGGUUAAAAUGAGAUAAACAAUAAUUAACAAUUAAAAUGAACUAUUAACUAAACAUUAUGACUGAGAGAAUAAGGAAAACUAUAUUUUAACAAAGCAAACAAGGCGUUUUUGUGGGGAAAAAAAUAGCACUCGGAUGCUGGAAUCUGAAGGAUGUGAUUUGAAGUCAGAUGAUGUGUGUGUUGAUGACACCAUGUGCCGGAGUCCACACCAUCUGAACAUCAACUCAACACUGGCCACCUUUGCAACCUCGGUUGUCUCUAUGGAAACAGAGUACCAUCAGGCGUCAUUGGGCUCUCUGGUUUGUACCCAAGACGAGGAGGCGAUGAGCUGCCAGAUCCCGGGCCCUGUUACAUAUCAGCCGGGGACCACCGGAGCGGGAUCGGACUCCUUCCCGUGUCUGCGCCCCCUCUCUCUCCCCCAGCAGUCCAAUGAAGAGGCACGAUGCUCUGGAGAGGUCAUUGUUAAGGUCAAGGACAAAGCAGAGAGUGUUGAUGGGAUUUGUUCUUCCCCAAACGAUGCCUUUGCAUCCAAACCAAUUCUCUCCUCUCCUCCUCGCCGGCAUCAUUCUCUUCCUCAUUCGCACCAUCCACAUGUGGGCCGCACCCGGAUGGGCAGCCGCUCCAGCUCCAUCGCCUACACAGCGUUCUCCCCGCGGCCCUCUAUUUCACGCCAUUCUAGUAUCGCCACCAACCCCCCUAUGGACCGCUCCAAACCCAAAGACUACCUCAUCCUCGCUGUCAUCGCUUGCUUCUGCCCUGUCUGGCCAAUCAACAUUGUGGGAUUUGUUUACUCCAUCAUGUCCCGGAACAGUCUGGAGCAGGGGAACAUAGACGGAGCGAGACGCUUGGGUCGCGUGGCGAAGCUGCUUUCUGUGGUCUCGCUGGUGGGAGGAGCGCUCAUCAUUGUAGCAUGCGCCGUGAAUCUGUCAAUUAAUAUAAAAUCCUGAGUGCGGUGAGCGUGCCUGGAAUUCAGCUUCGCAUCAGACCACUGACCCGAACACCACGGCCCAUUUGUCUCGCCCCACUGCUGCUGUGACGGCAAUCCUAUCUCAGAGAGCAAUCGAUUAUCAAAUGCCUUUGCUCUCUGAAAGAACCCUUGGUAAUCUGCACCAACAUGCCACCCUUCAAACAGACGGAGCGGGGUACUUCCACUGAAGUCUCACACGUAACUGAGAUCAUUUGCUCAGAGGUUGCUGGAGCACUUCAUGGGUAACAGCUCUCUCACCUUAACAUGAACAAAUACGGCUCACAUUCUGUAAAGACUUGGCUGUACCACUCACACGCUGUCAUAGAGGAGAAUUGCUGGUGAAACAAAAGUAUUUUUCCUUCUCCAGAAGCAGAAAACAAGCCAAAUCAAUAUACAGACGUGGGUUUGUCUGAUUAUUCCCUUCCAGUAUCCAAUGAGAGUAACACGCCAAUUGCGCUGAAGAUUUUACUGUGGCUCACUUGUGAUGAAGUGGACGUCGUCAGUCGUGAGAAAGCUCGCGUAUAAUCGGAGUCGUGAUCACAUCCUUAUGUCAGAGACACACUUGAUUCACUGUCGGCAACAUUUGUUCUGUUUUCAAGACCUCAUUUAUGAGAAGAUCACCUGUGAGUGAAGAGGAGAAAUAUCUUAGUAAAAAGAGUUAUCUUUAUUAUAUCAAUGUCAUUUUAUACUGUAAAUGAGAACUUUUAAAAAGGUGAGGAGAACGUUUUGAUUUAUUUUCCGACUUCAUACAUUUAAAUCAUGAUCCAUUUUAAUUAUUGUUUAUUAUUUCAUUUCACUUUAUCAAAUGACAAUCAAACCUUUUUUUUUGUCAUUUCACCAAGAAACUUUGACUGUUCUUGAACAUGACUUUUGUUUAGUCAUGCAUUGACAAAAUGUAGCUAAUAAUAAUAAUGUUUUGGAAAAACCAAAAUUAUAAUUUCCAACCAUCCUCACCCCUUUUGAUAAAGCAAUAUGCAAGCACUCACAGGCAAGAUAGAUUUUCAUCACAUGGUAAAAGUGUUUCUGGAAAUGAUAAUCUUUAUAAAAACACACCGUGUCUGCUGCAAACCUUUGUAUUGAACUGUGUUGUUGGGUUAUUUACAAACACUGUGUAAUCUGAAAUAUCUGUAGCAAAAUGUAGCCGAAUCACAACCGAAUCUUGCAAUAUUGUAUUAAUUAGACGUCGUGUUAAUGAACUUUCCUGUAGAUCCAAAUGGGACAUUUGGCUGGUAAUACUGGUGAGUCUACAAGCUCAUGGGUUCUGGAAGAGAUUAUACUGCUGCAGGUUUUGAGUUGUACUGUAUAUAAAAAGGAAUGUAAGAUGAUGAGAUUUUGACAGGUGGGACGUUGGGUUUGUAACAAUGGCGGUCGAUGUCAUCAUUCUCAUGGUUGUGAAUGAAUGGAUGUAGCUCGUGCAUUUCACCUCUGUUUAGAUGCAAUGGUAUUGCAUAUGCUAUACUAUAGAAUUUGUGAUUUGUGAAUAAUUCUAUUUAUGGUAGGUCCUGUAGGUUAAAUCCAUGUAUUUCUUUAUAUCUUUUUUUUUUUUAAAUAUUUUUAUUACAGCCUUUUAUUUUUCCUAAUAACAUUUUGGCAAAUGGAAUUACAUUCUUGUUUGUCUGUCCUGAUAGAAAGAUGAAGAGCUGAAAUAUUUAGCUUUUACAAACAUUGUGCUCUUAUUUUGCAUGCACUGCUUCUUUUUCAAAUAUUUUGAUAGUCUUGUAAGCAUCACUAUUUCCCUCUAUGUAUCCUCCUUAGGGAAAGAGAAUAAAGCAUUAAAAAGAUGUGAAACAGC
This is a messenger RNA of Megalobrama amblycephala (Wuchang bream), 3213 nucleotides long. It is a transcript of the gene prrt2, whose product is annotated as proline-rich transmembrane protein 2. The transcript has 5 exons. NCBI's taxonomy places the organism in Eukaryota, Metazoa, Chordata, Actinopteri, Cypriniformes, Xenocyprididae. Bases 589 to 1401 code for a protein of 270 amino acids. The record is from RefSeq and is a predicted model, not a curated record. Gene Ontology annotation, cellular component: membrane.